Messenger RNA from Malaya genurostris, 905 nucleotides. RefSeq names its product mitochondrial inner membrane protease subunit 2. Gene Ontology annotation, cellular component: mitochondrial inner membrane peptidase complex; membrane. The coding region runs from base 195 to 746 and encodes 183 amino acids. Gene Ontology annotation, molecular function: serine-type endopeptidase activity. The transcript is spliced from 2 exons. Lineage: Eukaryota; Metazoa; Arthropoda; Insecta; Diptera; Culicidae. The record is from RefSeq and is a predicted model, not a curated record. Gene Ontology annotation, biological process: mitochondrial respiratory chain complex assembly.
GAUUGUGAAGAACAUAAACGUCAAAACAGGAAGUCUAACGACGUUUAAAAAGACAAUCUAUCCUUAAAAUUGAAUCAAUCUGUUUUGAACAUAAAUUUCAUGAUGUUAUCAUAGUGACAAGCGCUGAAUUAUCGGGAACAAGAAGCCCUCCAACAGGGGACAUCGAUAAGCUCUCGUUUAGUUACGGUCAAAUAAUGAGAAUUCCACUGUUUCUAAAAUCUAUGCUACUCAGUAUCCCAGUUGGGGUAACAUUUUUCGACUGUGUGGGCUACGUUGCCCGUGUCGAAGGCAUUUCAAUGCAGCCCUCUUUGAAUCCUGAUGGAAGUACUGUUACCGAUUAUGUGUUCCUAUCAAGAUGGGCUGUUCGCAACAUGGAAGUUGAUCGAGGUGAUGUUAUAUCGCUGGUGUCUCCGAAAGAUCCAGGUCAAAAGAUAAUUAAGCGUAUUGUUGGACUUCAAGGCGACGUCAUCUCAACUUUAGGAUACAAAGUACCGUAUGUAAAAGUUCCAGAAGGACAUUGCUGGGUAGAGGGCGAUCAUACUGGAAACUCUUUAGAUAGCAACACAUUUGGGCCAGUUUCUCUGGGAUUGGUAACCGCCCGGGCAACGCAGAUUGUUUGGCCGCCUUCCAGAUGGCAGAUCUUACAGUCACAGGUUCCCAAAUCAAGAUAUCCUAUUUCGUUAGGAAAAUCCACAUCAGGAGGCUGCAUCAAACAAACACUGCAAGCGCAGAAAAAAGAAUCGUGAGACCAGAAAUAUCAUUAAUGAAUUCCAAAUGAUUUUCUCUACCUCUGGUACGGAAAUGUGCAGAAAUUAUAGCAUCUUCAAAUUAGUGCAAUUUGCUCAAAUUUUUUUUUGUUAAAUAGUUUUAUAUUUAGUACUUUCAAAUAAAAUAUGAACCUGUGU